AUGGACAAUUGCAAAUCUCAGACAUCUAUAUGUAUAUCAAAUUCAUUUUCGUCAACAUAUCAUGGUUGGUUAGGAUCAAUCAUAAACACUUAUGGAUUUCAACUUUUACAAUCAAUAUUAUUUACCUUUCUUGGUUCAGGUGUUCAAUUACCAUAUGAAAUAUCUAAACGUCUUUCAUCAUAUAUUGAUAUUUUGAAAGAAUUGUGGAAAUCUCGUCAGAUGUUAAAAUUCUCCGAAUUGAUUAAACUAUGGUCUCUACAUCGAUUUCAUGUCGAUUGGAUUUUAUAUAGAAAUUCGAUUGAUGACAAAAGAAGUCUACAACCUCAAUUCAUAGCUGUCGAAGAUAUUCGAUCUAGAAAUUAUUCUUCCGAUCAUUUUCCUGUUGUUGCUGUGUUUCAAUUGAACAAUGAUAAAGAAAAAUAG
Molecule: messenger RNA, 423 nt
Organism: Rotaria sp. Silwood1
Lineage: Eukaryota; Metazoa; Rotifera; Eurotatoria; Philodinida; Philodinidae
Source: the annotation of a GenBank genome assembly